Schistosoma intercalatum is the source of this 3600-nucleotide messenger RNA. Lineage: Eukaryota; Metazoa; Platyhelminthes; Trematoda; Strigeidida; Schistosomatidae. The record is from the annotation of a GenBank genome assembly.
GUGAGUAAACUGCGAAGUUUGCGUUACUUAGCAUUUUAGUAGAUGCUGUUUAUGAAAGUAUGCGUAAAAUACGAUACUAUAAGAAAGUGUAAAGUAGGAAGGAUGUUUAAGUGGAUUUAGAUCAAUCAAUUAACAUCACAUCUGCGAUCCGACGAUUGGCAUUUUACUCAUUUCUAAUGGGAGUUCCUGGCUUAUGGCGUUUGUUAGAGCCGGCAAGAGAGCCUAUAGAAUUACAACAGCUAUCUGGGAAAAUUAUAGCAAUAGAUAUGAACAUCUGGUUGCAUCAAGCUGUGAAAUCUCGAGGCGCAGCAGGUGGUCCUCGUAACUAUUUGGCCAUAUUUUUUCGUCGUUUAUGCAAAUUACUUUUCUUUGGAAUCAAACCAGUAUUUGUAUUUGAUGGUGAAACUCCAGCACUGAAACGAUCAACUAUGAAUUCAAGACGUCAGUUGCGUAGCCUAACCGAAGCAAAAGCAGAAAAAGCCCAAAAACAUCUUCUUCGUCGACUUUUACGUCGUGUUGCAGAAUCCUCUGUAAAAUCACUGUCAACGUCACCGGAUAAAGUAGAAUAUUUUGAGGAUACUGCGAAAAAUGAACUGUUAAGACGAUUGAGACAACAGUCAGACUCGCAUCAAGCUAAAGAAGAUGCUAAGAUGUUCUCAGCUCCAAAUCAUGACUCAACUUCUACAGCAUGUAGCAAUGAUGAUAAUCGUAUGCUGAGUGAAAAGGCCGGUCUAGAAUACGAUGAGCUGGCGCAUGAUUAUCUGGAUGCUUUCUAUUCAUCGGAUAAGAAGUUUUCUGGGGUUGAUCUUGACUCAGAUGCAUUCCGUGCACUUCCUUUACCAGCUCAAUUACGUGUUGUUCAGCUGUUGAGAGAAAUAUUAGACUCUAGUUCAUGCCGUAACAAUUUAGUGCAAUUUGAUGAUGAAGCACAAUUUAACCCAGAACAGUUCUCAGAUGUUCAAAUGAAACGUUUGCUUUUACGUCGUCGUUUAGCAGAACGUCAACAAGAGUUAUCUGAUAAUCUAACUAAACAAGAAGCUGUUCAACAAAUUCUUCAGUUAAACAAUUCUAUGAUAAAAAAUAUUCUAACGAAUCAAUCGUUAUUUUCAACUUUACCGUUUUCCAAUACGACACAGCCGACUACUGCUUCAGAGACUACUGAGACCAUAGCUACAGCUAUGCGUAUUCAGUCACAAGAUGUAGGACAUGCUAUACUCAUUAAAAAAUCUCCAGUGAAUCAAUUGGACGAACGAACUAAAUUGCCUUCAUCUACAACAUUGAAUCUUGAAAAAUUAAUUACAUGUAAUACUGAGAACUUAAAUGUGUCUGAUGAAUGCAAAAAAGUGGAAAUUUCAAAAGAGGACCAGAACAAAGAAAUACCUAAUGACGGUUAUAUGAGUGAAAACCUACGUUCAACACAAGAGACAAAUAUUUCUACAAAUGAAAAUAUUGUAUAUAACUCUGAAUGUGCACCAAUAAAACUAGUUAAUAUCGAGGAAUAUUCAGAUGAACAUCAAGUGUCUAUCCUAUCACAUGUGACUGACAAGAAAAGCCAACUUAAUAAUAAUUGCGAAAAUUACAAUCAACCACUUACGAAAAAUUCUUUAAAUGAUAAUAUGUCCAAUGACUUUCUUCCAGAAAGUUCAUCUACUAUUCCUAAGUUUGAUAAGUCAUCGGAGUUUAUCGAAUUACCUAUUCCAGAACAUUCAUGUGACCUUAUGGGAGUCAAAAAUGAUGAAAUUACUGCUGAAAUUAAUGUAUUGUCUUCUGAUAUACAUGAAUCAAAAUCUUUACAAGUACCUCAUCAGGAUAAAUAUGAUGAGAUCAAAAGUAGCAGUGAUGAUAAUGAUGAUGAUGACUUUAUCGAAGUUGAGACUCACAAACAAGUUGAAAUUUCGAAUACAUCUACUGACUCUAAUUCAUCACAAGAAUAUUCUGUCGAUGAAAACAAUGUUCAAAAUGAGGAUAAAUUAAAUUCUGUCUUCACUGAAGAAGAAUUAACCAGUAAAGAAGUUUCCUAUGAAACUAAUCAACAGAAAGCUGCAUUAUCAUUUGAAUUAGUCGUGGAUGACUAUACCAUUGAUGAUGAUAGUGAUGAUGUAUUGAGAGAAAAAGCUGAUCGUUUGAUGCGUCAAGCUCAGUCGACAACUACGCGUUGUAUUUCAGAAGCCCAGGAGCUACUUCAUUUGUUCGGAUUUCCAUUCGUAGUUAGUCCAGAAGAAGCAGAAGCUCAAUGUGUAGCUUUACAACGUCAUGGUCUAGUUGAUUUAGUUGCAAGUGAUGAUUCAGAUGUAUGGCCAUUCGGUGUUAAACUUGUCUGUCGUCAUUUGUUUGGUACUGGUGGUGGUGAUAAUCUAAAAAGAACAACAAAUCCUUCCAUUUACAAGCUGGAUGAAGUAAAACGUAAAUUAGGCCUUACUAUAGAGAAUAUUCUCCGUUUGACGCUUCUCUGUGGUAGCGAUUAUACACAUGGAAUUGAUCAGGUUGGUCCAGUUACAGCUAUUGAAAUAUUGAGUGAAUUUGAUGAUGGUGAUGAUUAUUCAUUAAAUUGUGAAAUUAACAACUGGCUUCAUGGUGUUGUUAAUGAACCUUCCGAAAAAUUACUUCAUGAUAUCUUACAACCACUAGAACAAUUCACACAUUGGUGGCAAACUACUCGUUCACAAAAUUCUUCACAAUCAAUGAAAAUACUUCGAAUAGCUGAAUCGAAUCCAAUUAGACGUCGUUGGAUAAAUUUGAAACCAUAUCCAGGGUUUCCAGAUAGCCGUAUUGCACGUGCUUACCUCUACCCAAAUGUCAAAACCGAUUUGCCGCCGUUUAAAUGGGAACCACCGAAUGUACCGCUUCUUGUCAAACACGUGAAUACCUUAUUGGGAUGGAAUACUGAAAAAACAGAAGCUAUGUUGGCUUCUGUACUCAAACAUAGACAAAAUAUGGAGCUUGGGGAUCCUAGAGAAAUUCUUUCGUCCAAAUCACUUAUAACAAAUUUUUUUCAGAUUGAGAAUCAAAAGGUUUGCCAAAAAUCGGAAAUUGCUAGUCAUCCCGUUGAUUCAUCAGAGUUGGAUGAAGUAACGGUACCGAGUAAGCGCGUUCGUCACGCAGCCAGUCGCUUACGAAAUCAAAAAACAACAGAUCGAUUUUUUAAAGCUCCCAGUACUUCGCAGCAUACAGCACUAGUGAAAGAUGAAAAUAAUCUGCUUUCUGAAUUACCUAAACUACGUCAGACUCGACGGAGGCAAUCUGUGGAAAAACCUCCAGAGCAAACGAAGACUUUACCCGAGAAAAAACGCAAGGAGAAAGCUCAGAUUAAACCCCAACGUCGUGUAGUAGAACGUGUAUGUUUAUCCGAAGAAGAUGAAGAUUAAAGCAUUGUGAAUGCUCCUCAACGUUGUACAGACUAAACUUAAUUAAAAUUCUUUUGAAUCUCUUUUGUUUAUAUUUCAACUCGUUUUUUUUAAUUAUUCACUUGUUUCAAAGACAUGAGUGACCUUAUUUUACAGAGAAAUGAAAAAUACACAACAUUUUUUUAAACAACAACCAAAUAACGUUUAUUUAAAUGCUAUGCAUAACUUUUGAUAAUAUUAGAUUUAAUAACAUUUU